AUGAACACCAGGCAAGCUCUUAGGCUACGGGUGGUGCGAGCAUAUCAGAUUCCUGAGAGAAGUGAUCCAUCUAAGAUUAGAUCAAAAGAAAUAGUUUUUCAUGAUGAAGAGGGUUCCUUCCUGCAUGCUCAUGUACCCAAAGAAUAUGUGGAAAAGUACCUAAGCUAUUUUUCUGAAGGUUCAGUUUACGCUAUAAAGAAUUUUUGUGUGAUCACUAAUUUCUACUCAUACAAAACCAGCCCACAGAAGUACAUGAUAAAAUUCAACUAUCAGACUAUGGUAAAUGAUUUAAAGAAUGCGAAAUUUCCUAUGAAAAUGUAUCGUCUCAAGUCGUUUAGGGAGAUCAAGUCUAAUGAAGGCCUUGAUGAGAAACACCUCUUUGAUGUGAUUGAUCGAGUUAUUGAGAUUCACUGCCCACAGGAGAAAUUGAUUAAUGGGAAGAACUCUAGGCUGAUUGACUUCACCAUUGAAGACACUGAUGGUAUACAAUUGAUGUGUACUUUGUGGGAUGAACACGUAGGCAAGAUCGAGGCACUCUACAAUUCUACUUCACAAGAGCCCUUAUUGGUGUUGAUCCAAUUUUGUAGGGCUAGGGUGUGUUUAAAAAGUGGGGAUGUUAAGAUUUGUAGCUCCUAUGAUGUAACACAACUGCUGUUCAAUCAGGAAUCUCCACCAUUUGAGGAGUUUAGAAAAAGGAAAAGUCAGGAACAGACUCCAAUGCGCAGUAUUAUUUCGCAAUCAAGUUUUAAGGAAUGCAGCUCAUAUUCAGUUUCCCUAUCUGGUGAUAUGGAAGUCCGUACUAUCAGUGAAAUAUACAGAGACAAGGAGUUUAAUGAAGAUAGUGUAAAAAGAACCAAUUCAGAUUAA
Messenger RNA from Ipomoea nil (Japanese morning glory), 867 nucleotides. RefSeq lists its product as uncharacterized. The record is from RefSeq and is a predicted model, not a curated record. Lineage: Eukaryota; Viridiplantae; Streptophyta; Magnoliopsida; Solanales; Convolvulaceae. The transcript is spliced from 8 exons. The coding region runs from base 1 to 867 and encodes 288 amino acids.